Oryza brachyantha (malo sina) is the source of this 1891-nucleotide messenger RNA. RefSeq names its product E3 ubiquitin-protein ligase RGLG4-like. The transcript is spliced from 12 exons. NCBI's taxonomy places the organism in Eukaryota, Viridiplantae, Streptophyta, Magnoliopsida, Poales, Poaceae. The record is from RefSeq and is a predicted model, not a curated record. Bases 249 to 1445 code for a protein of 398 amino acids.
CUAAAGCCUAGCAGAUGGAAUAAAGGCUCAUCUGAACACGAAAGACUCAAGAAGCUUCGCUGCAACCUGCCGCAAAAAAAUCACUCCUUUUUCUUGAGAGGAAUCAAUCCGUGUGCCCUCAUCGAUUUGUGACCUAGCUUGCCUUGAGAGGUAGCUGACAGGUGACAGCAGCAUCGCAUGCUACAAGAAGAAGAAGUUCAGGUUCUUGGCCACCGUCGUCGUCGUCGUUGUCAUCGUCGCUGCUACACAUGGGCGGAGUGAUCGGAGCGCUGUUCGGCGGCGGCGGUCACCGUCGUGCAAUGGAAAGAACGGUGACGAACCGGGCUGGUGGCGCCGGCGGCGACAAUCGCCGGAGGGCGAUGCUGAGCAAGAAAUACUCGUACAUACCUGACUCCUACACUUCUCUCGAGCAGGUGACGGCGGCGUUACGACAGCAAGGGCUCGAGUCAUCCAACCUGAUACUUGGGAUAGACUUCACCAAGAGCAACGAAUGGACAGGGAAGCUUUCGUUCAACGGGCAGAGCCUGCACAAGCUAGGCACCACGCCGAAUCCUUACGAGCAAGCCAUCAGCAUCAUCGGCAAGACUCUGGCGCCGUUCGACGACGACAAUCUCAUCCCUUGCUUCGGCUUCGGCGAUGCAACGACCCAUGACUACAAUGUUUUCAGCUUCCAUCCUGACAACUCUUCCUGCCAUGGUUUCGAGGAGGUCCUAUCAUGUUAUAAGAAGAUUGUGCCACACCUCAGACUAUCUGGGCCUACUUCUUUCGCGCCGAUCGUCGAGGCGGCCGUCGACAUUGUGGACAGGAGCGGAGGGCAGUAUCAUGUUCUUGUCAUUGUUGCAGAUGGGCAGGUGACUAGGAGUAUUGAUACAAGCGACAAUGAUCUUAGCCCCCAGGAGAGGGCGACAGUGGACUCCAUUGUCAUGGCAAGCUCCUACCCUCUGUCCAUUGUUCUUGUUGGAGUUGGAGAUGGCCCUUGGGAAGACAUGCAGAGGUUCGACGACAAGAUCCCGGCUCGCCAUUUCGACAACUUUCAGUUUGUGAACUUCACGUCGAUCAUGUCGAGGAGCACGACGCAGCAGCAGAAGGAGUCGGCGUUCGCGCUGGCAGCUCUCAUGGAGGUGCCCAUCCAGUACAAGGCCACCAUGGAGCUCGGCAUCCUAGGCCGGUCGACGGGGAAGGCGAAGAGGAUCAUGCCGGCACCGCCGCCGCUGCCGUCGGCGCCGCGGCAGCCGUCGCUGAGGAGGGCAGGCAGCAACGCCGCCGCGGCAGCCGCUCCACCGUCACCGAGAGGGGAUCAAGUGUGCCCAAUCUGCCUGACCAAUGCCAAGGACUUAGCAUUUGGCUGUGGCCACAUGUGUUGCAGGGAAUGUGGGGAGAGUCUGACCAGAUGCCCAAUCUGUCGACAGACGAUUCGAUCCAAGCUGAGGCUGUACUCAGGAUGAUCACAUCAGCUGGUGGCUGUGAUUUGUUCAUGGUGUACAGGAUGCAUGACAUCUCGUUUGUGAAAAAUACUGAAACACAUGAGAUUUGUGCUGAUAAAUAGGGUUCCAAAUGUAUGAUUAGUUCUGUUUGGUUUCUUCUGUGCAUAAGGUUUCUUUUGUCUAGCUGCUUCCUUGUAUCAUCACCGAGAAACAAAAAGAAAAUGACACCCAAGGGGGAAUAAAUAAAAAAAUAAAUAACUUGCAGAGAGGAAACUGGAAAGAGAAGAGUGAUGGUUUUUCUUGUGUUGAUUGGAGAGGGUUUGCUUCUAUGAUGAAAACCAUAGACUUGUUUAUAUCACAUUGUAAAUUUUCUUUACCUCGAAAAAAAAACAUUGUGAAUUUCCAGUUAUGUACUACUGAGGAAUGUCUCAGUUUUGACCAAUUAUAUUCUGCUGCUUAUCUCAAUA